CCGUAUCCGCCGUAUCCUAUCUCCGGAGUUUCGACAUCGUUGUGGCGCCGUCCGCGAGCGACGUACUCUGGUGCAACGAUGGUGAAGAUUUUCAUUGGGAACCUGUCUCCUGAAGCCAAAAAGGAGGAAGUGGAAGCUCUCUUCACUCAGUAUGGCACAGUGACUGAAUGUGCAAAGUACAAAAAUUAUGCCUUUGUGCAUAUGGAUGACCGCAAGGCUGCCAACAAAGCCAUUGCUGAGCUUGAUAAACAUAAGCUGAAUGGCAGGCCUAUCAAUGUGGAGCCCAGCAGAGGAAAGAACCAGGGCCCCGUGAAGCUCCACAUAGCCAAUGUGGAGAGAGGCUAUGAAAAAGAACUCCGCGAGCUGUUUAAAGAGUACGGCACGGUCACAGAGUGUUCAAUUGUCAAGGACUUUGCCUUUGUGCACAUGUCCAAUUCUGAUGAGGCCAUGGAUGCCAUACAAGGUCUUGAUAACACAGAGUUUCAAGGAAAGCGCAUUCAUGUUCAGAUAUCCAAAAGCAGACCCAGAGGAGGAUAUGAUGAGUUUGCUGACUAUCCUCCACCGCCACCAGCCAGAGGAGGCUAUUAUCCUCCUCGCUAUCCAGUGGAAAGGCCUGAGCCUCCUUACAGAGCCCGUAUGCCUGCUUACCCUCCUCCACCACCAUCCCCUCCUCCACCCAGGCGACCAUAUCCUGAACGUGGCUAUGCUGAUCGAGAUGGCUAUGGGGUGGUUGAUUACUAUGAGAAAUACAGAGCGCGUCCUUACAGCACAGGGGGCUACGAUGACAGGCGUUCCCGUGCCAUCCCCCCUCCUCCUCCACCUCCUCCUUCAGCACUGGUUAGAGAACGACUUGGAAUGGAGUCGCCAUAUGAUCGCCGUCCUCUUCCCCCUCCUCCUCCAUCCUACAUGGCCAGGGACCGAAGCCCAAUCAGACGUGCCCCCCCACCGCCUCCUCCAGCAGCUGGUAAUGGGUACGGGUAUGAGCGCUCCCGUCUGUCCCCACUGUCCAGAUCUCAGCUGUAUCCUGCCCCACGCCCAAGGGACCCCUAUGCUGACAGGAUGGCACUGCCACCACCACCACCGCCCCGUUAUGCAGGCUAUUAGACACUGGAACAAAAUCCAAGGUUUAGAAUAUGACAAGAUCGUCGCCGUCUGCUGAUGCACGUGGCGCUAUGCAUCCCCUCGUCAAUGGCGGAUUGCGUUGCGUUCCUCUGAGACUUACUGGAAGAUGCUGUUUUGCGGACAGCCCCGUAUUUAAAACCAUACGUUUCCUUGUCUAAAGUUCACAUCCUCUUCUGAGCUGUUUAUGCUUUUUCUGUUCCUCUGCUUGUUUUACUUUUCAAAUCCUUCAAAUGUUUGCAGAGUAGGUGCUCAGUCUAUUCAGUGUGACACAUUACUUUAAUAGCCAAAAACACUUUGUUCAGUCUUUAAAUGGAUACGACCUCUUGGUGACUGUUAUUUCAUAACAAGGGAAGUCGGUUAAAUGAGAAACAUUCUAGACAUUGCAAAAACAUUGUGUUUAGACUAAGGUUGCAGGUUGAUGGCAAGAAUCUUCAGAAUUAAUGGAGAUUUAAUAUUUAAGUGCUUCAUUAUAGUACAUGGUGUGUAGGGGUUGUACCGAAAUCAGUAAAAUUUGCGCCACUUGUUAGCAUGACAAAUCAAAAGUUCCAGUGUGGUUUUGUUCUUUUUACGCUUUGUGUUAUUUUUUUUUGCGAAAGUCUUUAGCACCGUGUGUAUGAUUUUAUUUACUUCACAAGAUGCUUUUCAUUUGAAGGCCUUUUAAUAAAAACAAAUCAAACCAAAAACGCUUUAACUGUGAAGUUAUUCCUCGUUGGGUAGGCCACUCUUCACCAGGCCAGAUCUUUUCAGUCUUAUCAAUGCCUGUCACGUGUAGCACGCAUUGUAAAUCCUCUAGGAUGUGUUAAGUUUCUUAGUUGUUGUUUUUUCCACUGGUAAUGUUUCAAAUCAUGCAGUGCCCAAUUAAAAAAAACUUCCUACGAAUGAAGGCAAGCCACAGGUUUGAGGACGAGCGCUUCGAUUCAGCCGUUUAGAUUUUUUGCCAUAACUCUCUGGAGUCAUUAUUGGGGAAAACAAAAUCGAUGAAAGCUUUAACAGUAUUGUGAACUGACUCGCACCCCCAGCAUAAAUUUUUAGAGGUAGAGCACUAAGCAAGCUUUCCCUGGUCAAAGCUUUAAACCCUGGUUAUAGAUCUGGUAUCAUGAAGGUGUUUAUGAAAUAUGAUCGUGUCUAGUCCUUCAGACCGAGCGCUCCAAAAUAGGUUAAGGGCAUCAGUUGAUGCUUCAGCUACACAAAAAGGACAAUCAUCGCCUGCCUGCUUCUGCAGAUUAAAGUACGCGACGUUGAGAUGAAUACAUAGAAGUUGUUUGAAAAAGAGAGAAUUUUAAAAUUGCUGCAUGGAAGAAUAUAAUCUCUUGGCUGGUCUUGCCAUCCCAUGAACUUCUUGUUCAUUUCUGAUGCAACAAUUACACUAGAGGUGGGAAUCUUCGGGCACUCCACAAUUCAAUUACGAUUCAUAGGGCUACAAUUCGAUUCUCAGCCGAUUGAUGCACUUAGUUUUUAAUUUUAUUUUUUUUUACAUUUCUGUAGUUCUCACUGUGUCAAACAAAAUUAAAACAUUAAAUUUGUGUUUAAAAAAAAAAAAAAAAAUUUCCACUCUCCUCUAAUGGAAGAUGUUUGUAAACUGGAUAUUUAAAAUUGCACUGAACCAAAGGUAGCAGCAUCCUUUCUUUGUAACACGUCAGGAAUUAUGAACAUAAAAAUGUCCUUUUUCACAGAUGAAUAACUGAUAAUGUAAAUCUUGCUGUCAAGUGCUGGGUGUCAGAGUUCCACCUUUUUGUUCCCACCUUUUUGUUCCACAGUAUUUAAAGUGUCAAUUAUUGAUUAUUGGACAUUUUAAAAUCUUUUCAGGAUCUUCCACCUCCACAUCACGAUGCAGCUUGGUAGCGAAUCGAAUCUGAUACUUUUCCUUCAUGAGGUGUGGAAAUGGGCCUUACUACAAUAGAUAUUUAGGCAAAGACUUUAAUGGUUUCACACGUGAAGACGUAAGGGUUCUUCUAAAAACAGCCAUACUAAUUAGAUUCUGCAAGAUAUUUGGAAAGUUUUUAAGAUCUGAUCUUUGAGAUGAUCUGCUUAAAUUAAAUUGGUGAACAUGAAACGGGUUUAAAUAAAGAGGCAAGAAAGAUGAGAAGGCAAGUCUCUGUGCAGUGUUAAAUUUGUCAACUAAAACUAUGACUAAAAAUGUUGAUCAGCCUUUUUUCCCAUGACAAAAACUGGACUCAAACUAAAAAAAAACAAAAAAAAAUCUGUGAUGACUAAAACUGACAAAAACUAAAUUUAGUUUUUCAUCAAGAUGACUAAAAUGUAAUAUAGGUUUCAUCGGACAUUCAAAAUCUGUGAUAUUUCUUCACUUUGGGUAAAUCUGUCAAAAAACCACGUAGCUGUAUCUCUUUGCCUCUCAGCUAUAGAAAGCAGGGACCUCAGGUUUGGCAGAGUGCUGAGAACACACUACCAUGAUUUGGUACCAAAUUUAGGUAAGAAAUGCUUGGACUAAAAGUAACAACUAAAAUGUGAGGACUUUUUAUGGACUAAAACUAAAAAGGAUGGAAAUUACUAAAAUGUGACUAAAACUAAAAUGCAAUUCAUUUAAAGACUAAAAUUAAAAAUGGCUACCAAAAUUAACACUGUCUUUGUGGUCCAUACAUAAUGCGCUACCAUAACUGCACAGCUUGCUCUGUAGCUGUGUAUGCAACAAUAGACGCUUCCAUGCACACAUGCUUUCAGCUGAGGACCUGUAGUGUAGUGUAGUGUCCCCAGAACAUAUUCCAGGUAAUAUUAACGACAGUACAGCUUAAUUUAAGCCUGAACUCUGAACAAUCUCUGGGCAAUCACUUUUUAUUACGAAGGGUGCCAAAAAGGCUUGAGCCAGCCAUGUGAGCCCUUUCCCCCCCUGCAAAAUCUGUGAACGUUAACUGUGAACCAAAAACAGCUUUGAGUCGGACCCCCACUCCCCGAAGACUGCUCCAUUCUUAUGGAAUUUGUAAAUGUUCACAAAGAAAAUCCUUCUAAAAGUAUUCGACCAUGAGGACAAUUCCAACUGCUGUCAUCUGUAUUCUCAUCUUUUGUUGAACCUUUGUUAUGAAAGUGAAAUUAUCCAUAUUGUCCACAGUUCUAUUGUCCUGUGAUAGUCUGUACUUGAAACUCUUUGUUCACUGUCAUCAUUACUAUUUAUACAUUCUAUCUUCCUUUAUCUUAAGUUGAACAUUUUUGUAUUUUUGGCAGAGUUAUAUGCAACCUUGGGUUUCUUAGUAUUUUUGCU
Messenger RNA from Cheilinus undulatus (humphead wrasse), 4336 nucleotides. RefSeq names its product RNA-binding protein 4B-like. The record is from RefSeq and is a predicted model, not a curated record. The coding region runs from base 79 to 1104 and encodes 341 amino acids. Gene Ontology annotation, cellular component: nuclear speck. Gene Ontology annotation, biological process: mRNA splicing, via spliceosome. The transcript has 4 exons. Lineage: Eukaryota; Metazoa; Chordata; Actinopteri; Labriformes; Labridae. Gene Ontology annotation, molecular function: mRNA binding.